CUCCGUUGUAAUAUUUUUCAAGUAUCGGGUGUCAAAAUGUAAAAAACGAAAUUUCCAGUUCCAAAAUGUCAAAAUUGAAAAAGCUAACAAUCCCAAAGAAAUCCCACGCUCCUCCACCGUCGCCGCCGCCGCCACCACCACCGCCGGCAAGCAGGAUGAGUGUGCUGGAACUGCCGGAGGAUGUGGUGCGUCGCAUUUUUGAGUUCCUGCCCCACUUGGUAGAUAGAGUUCGGCUGGCCAAUGUAGCUGACAAGUUCCGGACGUCCUUCGAGGCGUGGGCUCGCGCCAAGCGGCAUGUCCUGGAUGUCGAGCAAUUGGAGACUAUGCGACUGCCUGAACUGAUUGUCUUCUUUAGGCUGGCGGGUCCCUUUAUCCGAGUCCUCAAGGUGGACUGCUCCUCCUUCCAAAAGGAGUCGCUGCUCUCGGAGUUCAUAUCGGAGUAUUGCCCCAAUCUGGAGGAGAUCAAUUACUCCAAUGCCAACGAUGAGUUCCACUAUCGCACCAUCAUGUCGCGGAUGACACACCUGAAGCGAGUCCACAUCGAGUGUAUGGACACCGAGGAUGUGUUGAACUUCGAUCUGGAGGCCAACCAGGAUCUGGAGUCCUUCGAACUGGUCAAUGGUUGUUACACAGGAAAACACCUCUGUGGCUUUCCCAAGCUCACGAAGCUGGUCCUGCGCGACUGUCUACUGUGGAACUCGGGGGAAUUCGGAAUACCCCUCAAGUCACUGCGCGUCCUGGACCUCGAUGACUGCUGCUUCGAGGUGAUGAGCCAAAGUCUUUACCAGAAGAUAGCAGAGAGCUGCAUUAACCUAGAGGAGCUCAUCUUUUCCGGCGGCGACGCCAACUUCGAGGUGAUAGCCCAGCUGCCCAACCUGCAGCGCUGCACCCUUAAGACCUGGAUAACUUCCAAUGAGCUUAACAUUGGAUUCCUCACGCAGCUGGCCGAGAAUCAUGGCAACAAGCUUACCCAUCUGCAUCUGUCUGGCCAGUUUCUCAUUACCAACGAGCAUGCCCGCUGUUUGGGUCAGCUGAGCUCCCUUCAGGAACUACGGUGGACGAACAACGAUAUCCUGGAGGACGACCACUUCAAGUUCUUCAACGAUCUCAGCCAGCUGGGGCGGUUCGGGAUGACGUGGUGUGGCAUGGUGGGGGACACGGGUAUGAUGCGACUGGUGCGCAAGUGCCUAGAGGUGAAGAUCAUCGACUUGCAGGACUGUGACGAGAUCACAGAAGAGUUCGUGAUCAAUGCCAUCGGAUGCUGCUCCAAGGGUCCGGGACGGAACCUGGUAAUUAAUGUGAAGCGCACCAAGAUCACGCCGAACGUCUUGACGCAUCCGGAUUACUUGUCGUCCUUGAACCACGUCAAGGUGAACUUUCUAAGUGAGUGAUCCUGGAAGGUAACUACAAGGAAUUGCAAAGGAGUGGUUAUAUAUUUUUUUAAGUU
Molecule: messenger RNA, 1447 nt
Organism: Drosophila kikkawai
Lineage: Eukaryota; Metazoa; Arthropoda; Insecta; Diptera; Drosophilidae
Product: F-box/LRR-repeat protein 4
Biological process (GO): SCF-dependent proteasomal ubiquitin-dependent protein catabolic process
Cellular component (GO): SCF ubiquitin ligase complex
Source: RefSeq, a predicted model, not a curated record